Molecule: messenger RNA, 1041 nt
Organism: Durusdinium trenchii
Lineage: Eukaryota; Dinophyceae; Suessiales; Symbiodiniaceae
Source: the annotation of a GenBank genome assembly
AUGCAAGGAUAUGACCCUCUGCCAGAGCGCCUGGAUACUGUGGAGCCAUUGCUGCGGGGCUUCUUCGAGGAGAGCGGGUGGAUUGCUGGUUUCACCAGCGACCAUGAGCUACAUGCUCGCUGCGAAGAGGAGAAGUUGCAAUAUGCUCAAGCUGGUCAAAGACCUUCGCCUCAGAAGGUGAAUUUCUGGGAAACACACAUUGGGCUAGAGAACAUCGAGUGUCAUGCAUCCAGAUCGCGGCUUUUUCUGCAGAGUUUCGAUGACUUCCGCAGUGGUCAGCAUUUUUCUCAGGAGCAGCUCCGCUUCGCCGUGCUGGUGCAACACUUCGUCUCUCAGGAUACCAUGGAUGUCCGCCGGUUGCCAGAGAAGCGCAUGCAUGACGAUGUCUUUGAAGGUAUCCUGACCAGAUCGGUGAAUGCGCAGCUCAUCACUGACGCCCACCGGGCGGAGUGGGCCAUUGAGGGCAAUGGAUUCAUUGUACCCAAGGCUGAGAGUGACGAGGAGAGGAAGCAGUUGAUCGCCGAUUUCGGCGCGGGGCUGGUGACUGCCCUGGAGGAAUUCCUGCUGAGCUUUUGUGAGCGGCGGCAGUUGUCAGUCAGAGGGACAGAGCAUGUGAUCCAGGCGGUGACCACACAGAUGUCGCAGUGCGGCUUGGCGAAUCUCGACCGAUGUUCUCGAGUAGGUCAGUACAUGGUGGGCGGCGCACGCCUCAAGCAGCAUGUGAAUUACAACAUUUCAUGCACCUUGGCAAUCCUUGGCACGUUGGUUUCGUCAGCACUUCGGUGGGAUCACGGACCGAGCAAUGCCCCGCACGUGGAGAUGCAACAGUUGGCAUUGGAUACACUCUGUCGAUGGCGCCGGCAGAUCUUUCCAUCACGGGAUGUGAUGUUACACUCGAGAUCGAACUGGCCAGAUUCAUUACAUGUCCCAUGGCCUUUCGCGUCAGAACAAAGUCUUUUCAACUUGCGGUGGCUUGGCCUUUAUCCCAGUCCUCGACGCUGGAGUCGGUUGGUUCCUACCCGCACGUCAAAUCAAGACUAG